Phaethon lepturus (White-tailed tropicbird) is the source of this 1032-nucleotide messenger RNA. RefSeq names its product acyl-coenzyme A synthetase ACSM4, mitochondrial-like. The coding region runs from base 1 to 1032 and encodes 343 amino acids. Gene Ontology annotation, molecular function: fatty acid ligase activity; fatty-acyl-CoA synthase activity. The transcript has 6 exons. Gene Ontology annotation, cellular component: mitochondrial matrix. NCBI's taxonomy places the organism in Eukaryota, Metazoa, Chordata, Aves, Phaethontiformes, Phaethontidae. The record is from RefSeq and is a predicted model, not a curated record. Gene Ontology annotation, biological process: fatty acid biosynthetic process; acyl-CoA metabolic process.
AUGAAGCUGUUGUUUAAAUUACGGACUCUAAAAUUCUUGUGGACUCUGAAGCCUCCUAAUAGGACUUUCCAUGGACAUGCCAGGCUGCUUGCCUCUGAUGUAUAUUCACAGUACGAGUCUGUCAGGCGAGGUGAACAGGAAAUACCAAAGUACUUUAACUUUGCAAGUGACGUACUGGACAAAUGGUCUGAGAUUGAAAAGGCUGGAAAGAGACCAUCAAACCCUGCCCUUUGGUGGAUAAACGGAAAAGGAGAAGAAGUGAAGUGGAGCUUUGAGGAGUUGGGGUUCCUGUCUCGGAAAGUGGCCAAUGUGCUGACUAAAGUAUGUGGACUGCAAAAGGGCGACCGAAUUUUUGUGAUCCUUCCGCGAGUCCCAGAAUGGUGGCUGGUGCAUGUGGCUUGCAUGCGUGCAGGAAUUGUCUUAAUUCCAGGAAUAUCCCAAUUAUCAGCCAAAGACAUAUUAUAUCGACUCCAGGCUUCAAAGGCCAUGUGUGUCAUUACUGAUGACAAACUGGCUCCUGCCGUGGAUUCAGUAGCGUCUGAGUGUCAGUUUCUGAAAACCAAGCUAAUCGUGUCCAAAGGCGCUAGGGAGGGAUGGCUGAACUUCACUGACCUGUACAAAAACCAACCUACUGACCAUUCCUGCGUCAAAACAAAGCUUCAAGACUCAGUGUCUAUCUUCUUUACCAGUGGAACCACAGGUUCUCCAAAGAUGACUGAACAUUCCCAGGGUAGUCUUGGUUUCAGACCCCUUUUAAGUGAAAGGUACUGGUUGGAUUUGACUGCCUCGGACAUGAUAUGGAGCACAGCAGACACAGGGUGGAUACUAACUUCGCUGGCAUCUGUUUUUGAUCCCUGGGUUUUUGGAUCAUGCGUCUUUAUACAUAAGCUCCCACAAAUUGAAUCAGCAACCAUCCUAAAUACUCUCUGCAGAUUCCCCAUUGACACGCUGGUUGGUGCUCCAACAUUGUUCCGCAUGCUGGUGCAAAAUGAUCUCUCCAGGUACAUCAAGAAAUUAUUUACUAAUGUUUAA